Messenger RNA from Cyphellophora attinorum, 1482 nucleotides. RefSeq names its product Homocitrate synthase, mitochondrial. The record is from RefSeq and is a predicted model, not a curated record. Gene Ontology annotation, molecular function: homocitrate synthase activity. Gene Ontology annotation, cellular component: mitochondrion. The coding region runs from base 1 to 1482 and encodes 493 amino acids. The transcript is spliced from 2 exons. Lineage: Eukaryota; Fungi; Ascomycota; Eurotiomycetes; Chaetothyriales; Cyphellophoraceae.
AUGUGUCCUACGCCUCUACCAGCCACCAACGGCACCAACGGCCACACUAAUGGCACGAAUGGCAACUCUAGCUACGUUGGCAUCGACAUUACAGAGGGACCACCUGUUCAGAAUGGCCGAGAACGCAAUCCCUACGCGCCGGUGCAGGACUUCUUAAGCAACAUCUCCAAGUUCAAGGUCAUCGAAAGCACUCUACGAGAAGGAGAGCAAUUCGCCAAUGCCUACUUCACACGCGAGAAGAAGAUCGAGAUCGCUAAGGCGCUCGACGAUUUUGGCGCAGAUUACAUCGAGCUCACCUCGCCUGCCGCUUCCGAGGAGUCACGCCGCGACUGUGAAGCCAUCUGCAAGCUCGGUCUCAAGUCCAAGAUCCUGACACAUAUUCGGUGCAACAUGUCAGAUGCGAAGCUUGCGGUCGAGACUGGCGUUGACGGUGUUGACGUUGUGAUCGGAACCUCUAGUUUCCUCAUGAAGGACUCGCACGGCAAGGAUAUGGCAUACAUCGAGAAGACUGCUAUCGAAGUCAUUGAGUUUGUUAAGAGUAAGGGCAUUGAGGUUCGCUUCAGUUCAGAGGAUUCGUUCCGCUCUGAUCUCGUCGAUCUGCUACGGCUAUACAAGGCAGUCGAUAAGGUCGGUGUCCACAGAGUCGGUGUCGCAGACACAGUCGGCUGCGCAACUCCUAGACAAGUUUUCGACCUGGUCAGAACACUUCGUGGCGUCGUAAGCUGCGACAUCGAGACCCAUUUCCAUAACGACACCGGCUGUGCUAUUGCCAAUGCCUACUGUGCUCUCGAGGCUGGUGCAACUCACAUCGAUACCUCGGUCCUAGGUAUCGGCGAACGGAAUGGCAUCACAACUCUUGGUGGGCUGAUGGCUCGAAUGAUUGUCGCAGAUCGCGAUUACGUUGUGGGCAAGUACAAGCUGGAGAAGAUCAAGGAGAUCGAAGAGCUCGUGGCCGAAGCUGUGGCCGUCAACAUUCCCUUCAACAACCCCAUCACUGGCUUCUGUGCUUUCACUCACAAAGCCGGCAUCCACGCCAAGGCCAUUCUUGCGAAUCCCAGCACAUACGAGAUCAUCAAUCCAGCAGACUUCGGCAUCAACCGAUACAUCCACUUCGCGUCACGUUUGACAGGCUGGAACGCCAUCAAGUCACGCGCCCAACAGCUCAACAUCGCAAUGACCGACGCGCAAUACAAGGAAUGCACUGCGCAGAUCAAGCUUCUGGCAGACAUUCGGCCUAUUGCCAUUGAUGAUGCUGACUCGAUCAUUCACGCUUUCCACCGCAACGUGAUUGCGGGCAAGGCCAACCCUGGUAGCUCAGUCUACCUCCCCAACAUGACGGAACAGGAGAAGAAGAAGCUAGCAGGCAUUACCGCCGAAGAGAAGAAUCUGCCGGAAAAGAGGCAGCUGGAAGAAACGGUGGCGCAGGAGACCGCUACAGAACAAGUCCUUAAGAAGGCUAAGACAAACGGCGUGACAGCAUAG